Messenger RNA from Phyllotreta striolata, 950 nucleotides. NCBI's taxonomy places the organism in Eukaryota, Metazoa, Arthropoda, Insecta, Coleoptera, Chrysomelidae. The record is from the annotation of a GenBank genome assembly.
AAUAAGGUAAGCUCAAAAAAUCGAAGCCACGACGCCCGAACGAGAGCCGUUCGACGCCCGACGCCCGUCGUCAGAUGUUAUUUAAGUAAGAAUAGUUUUGGAGGCUAUUUCAGUCGCGGGUGUUACUUGGAGAGUUCAACUUCGACUGAUAAAAUGGCGGACAAGGAAAAGAAGGUUAAGAAGAAGAAGAAGGAAGAAGGAGAUGCCGCCCCAGCACCGGCACCCGCCGCCGAAACCAGAUCAUCGUCGAAGAGCUCUUCCAAGAAAGCUAAAAGAUCCGGCUCCAAUGUAUUUUCCAUGUUCUCCCAAGCUCAGGUAGCCGAGUUCAAGGAAGCCUUCCAGCUCAUGGACCACGACAAAGACGGCAUCAUCAGCAAGAGCGAUUUGAGAGCGACCUGCGACGCCGUCGGCAAGCUCGCCAAUGAAAAGGAAUUGGACGAGAUGGUCAACGAAGCCAGCGGCCCCAUCAACUUCACCCAGUUGCUCGCCCUGUUCGGCAACCGCAUGGCCGACUCCGGCGGCACCGACGACGACGAAGUCGUCGUCGCCGCCUUCAAGUCCUUCGACGAGGGCGGCACCAUCGACGGCGAGAAGUUCCGCCACGCUCUGAUGACUUGGGGAGACAAGUUCACCGGCAAAGAAGUCGACGACGCCUUCGACGCCAUGGAAAUCGACGACAACAACCGAAUCGACACCCAGGCUCUCAUCACCCUGCUGACCGCCGCCGAGAAGGAAGAGGGCGAAGGCGAGGCCGCAUAAGCCGCAACAUCUACUGUACUCGCGUCCGAACGAAUGUAUUCCAAAUAUGUUACCGGUGUGGUGUGUCCGCAAAUUUACCAAUGGCGGAAUGUGUAUAUACGUUAGUGUCAAAAUGCGUCUUGUAUUUCAUGUAUCGCGGUUACUCCAACAUCGUGUAACCCAAAAAACAAUUAUAUUAUUUUUUGUUUCAU